This is a messenger RNA of Caretta caretta (loggerhead turtle), 6224 nucleotides long. RefSeq names its product peptidylprolyl isomerase D (gene PPID). Gene Ontology annotation, cellular component: cytoplasm; cytosol. Lineage: Eukaryota; Metazoa; Chordata; Testudines; Cheloniidae. Gene Ontology annotation, biological process: protein peptidyl-prolyl isomerization; protein folding. The record is from RefSeq and is a predicted model, not a curated record. Gene Ontology annotation, molecular function: cyclosporin A binding; protein binding; peptidyl-prolyl cis-trans isomerase activity.
UCUCAAUGAUUCAGUGAGCCAACGCACAAAAAGCAAAAUCCUCUAUCAGCAGAGGACGAGAAGCGCAUUUACACGGGACGGGGUCCCCACGUCUCCCCCAGUUACUCAGACUUAAGCAAGCGUGAGAAACGAAGGACACAGGGCACCCAGUGCAACGUUUGGUGUGUCCCGUCAUGAGGUUACCCCCACGCCGUCCCUAAAAUAGGGGGCUAGGAGCAGCAGCUGCCAAGAUAGACGGACGCUGCUCGUCUGCACUCUCGGUGCAUCGGACAGGGAAGGCUCGUGUGCGGUCACAUGGGCCCCUCUGGCUGCACGGUUCUCUGCGCCGACUAGCCUGGGAGAGGCUUACAGGCAGCAGCAGGGGGCGGGCCCGAGCCCGAGCCCAACGCCCAGCGGCCGCCGCUAUUCUCCCGAUCCCGGCGAAACGGAAGCCAAGUCAGUGCACGUGGCCGGGCGGGGAGGAGCGACCAGCGGAGCCGCCGGUAGCUGGAGCAUGGCGCCCCCGUCCCCGGUCGCCAACCCCAGGGUCUUCUUCGAUGUGGACGCCGGAGGCGAACGAGUUGGUCGAAUUGUCUUAGAAUUGUUUGCAGAUGUUGUGCCCAAAACUGCUGAAAAUUUUCGUGCACUAUGUACAGGAGAAAAAGGGAUAGGGCCUACAACUGGAAAGCCUCUUCAUUAUAAAGGAUGCCCUUUCCAUAGAAUUAUUAAGAAAUUCAUGAUCCAGGGUGGAGACUUCUCAAAUCAAAAUGGCACAGGUGGAGAAAGUAUAUAUGGAGAAAAAUUCGAAGAUGAAAACUUUCAUUAUAAGCAUGAUCGGGCAGGGCUGCUGAGCAUGGCAAAUGCAGGACCCAAUACAAAUGGCUCUCAGUUCUUUAUCACAACAGUGCCAACCCCUCACCUGGAUGGGAAACAUGUGGUGUUUGGCCAAGUGAUCAAAGGAAUGGGUGUUGCUAAAAUACUAGAAAAUGUUGACGUGAAUGGAGAAAAACCUGCAAAGUUGUGCAUUAUUGCAGAAUGUGGAGAGCUGAAGGAAGGCGAUAACUGGGGGAUCUCCCCAAUGGAUGGCUCUGGUGAUACUCACCCAGAUUUCCCUGAAGAUUCAGAUGUAGAUUUAAAAGAUAUUGACAAGAUUGUUUCCAUAGCAGAAGAUAUAAAGAAUAUAGGAAAUACUUUCUUCAAAACACAGAACUGGGCAAUGGCAACUAAAAAGUACACUAAAGGCUUAAGGUAUGUGGAAGCUUCUAAAGCCAUAGUGGAGGAAUCAAAUACAGCAAAGUUUAAUCCUACUGCCUUGAUCUGCCUUUUAAAUAUUGCUGCUUGUAAACUGAAGGUGUCAGACUGGCAGGGAGCUAUUGAAAGUUGUUGUGAGGCACUUGCAAUAGAUCCAGCAAACACCAAAGCACUUUACAGACGGGCUCAAGGCUGGCAGGGAAUAAGAGAUUUUGAUCAGGCACUGGCUGAUCUUAAGAAGGCUCAAGAGAUAACACCUGAAGAUAAAGAGCAUCCACCAUCAUAAUAUAUUCAUUCUGUAAUAUGAAUGACCUCGCCGUCGGCGGAACCCUAUUUGAACAUCGUAAAAUUCACAAGCUGACAUGGUGUUCUCCAAAUGGCAGAGAUAAGAACCAGAUUGACCAUAUCAUGAUCAGUGGCAAAUGGUGACGCUCACUGACAGAUGUGAAAGUGAGAAGGGGUGCAGAUGUUAGCAGCGACCACCACCUUGUGACAGCCUCCAUCAAGCUAAAACUGAGAAGUGUGGGUCCACCAAACAAGGGACAUAGACGUUAUGAUAUUGACAAGCUAAAGUCCCUUGCAAUACAGAAAGCCUUCGUUCUGCAGUGAAAGAACAGGUUUCAAGCACUUGCAGACCUUGAUGAAGAGGGGGAGAAUGCAGAUGAGGAGAUCAACAAGAAGUGGGACAAAGUAACAGCAAUUUAUAAACAGAACAGUGAAGCCUGUCUAGGCUACAGGAAGAAGAGAAGGAAGGAUUGGAUUAUACCCAACACACGGAAUGCCACAGAAACCAGACGAGUCCUGAAGAAAAAAGUUUUAGACACAAAAUCCCAGAAGCUAAAGGACAAAUACCACGAGCAGAAUAGCAAGGGUCAAAUGCUUUGUGAGAGCAGACAAACGGCAUUGAUAAUCUGGCAACACAAGCAGAGGAUGCAGCUGCUUGUGAUGAACCAGGAACCGUCUACAAAAUGACACAGCUUAUCUGUGGUAAAUGGCAGACACAAACAAGCACUCAUCAAGAACAAACAAGGACACCUACUAACAACCGAAAAAGAACAAGAAAUGCGCUGGACAGAGCAUUUCAAAGAAUUGCUGAACAGGGAGCCACCUAAAGAGGAAGCAAACAUCCAGGAGGCAGAAGAAGAUCUUGAUAUCAACACAGACAGCCCAACUAAGGAAGAGAUCAUUCAAGCCAUCAAAUCUUUAAAAAUAAUGAGAAAGCUCCUGGCAAGGAUAACCUGAAUGCAGAAUUGUUCAAGGUAAAUCCUAAAUUAGCAGUAUCAAUCCUGACCCCUCUGUUUACAUCAAUCUGGAAGAGCGAAACAGUGCCAGAUGAGUGGACCAAUGGGAUUAUAGUGAAGAUACCAAAGAAAGGAACUCUCAGUGAUUGUAAUAACUGGCGUGGUAUAACACUUGUAUCUGUGCCAAACAAAGUAUUGUGUAAGAUCAUAGUCCAGCGUAUAUCAGAGGCAGUUGAUAGUGUUCUCAGAAAAGAGCAAGCUGGUUUUCGGAAAGGGCAUGGAUGCAUAGACCGAUCUUCACUCUAUGAAACAUAAUCGAACAGUGCUUAGAAUGGCAACGGCAACUCUACAUAAAUUUCAUAGACUUUGAGAAGGCUUUUGAUAGCAUUCACAGGACUAGCCUAUGAUGCAUUCUGCAGGCAUAUGGAAUUCCUUUCCGUAUAAUUGUCAUCAAAAGCUUCUGUUUCAACUUUACAUGCAGUGUUGAUCACAGUGAGCUCAGUUUUGAAAUCAAAACAGGAGGAUGUCAGGGGUGUGUCAUGUCUGCAAUCCUCUUCAAUAUUGCCAUCCACUGGGUAAUGUGGGGAACAACAGAAGACAUGCCAAGAGGCAUUAAAUGGACACUUCUCAUCCCUUGAAGAACUGGACUUCACAGAUGAGGUCACUAUCCUAUCACAUACCCAACACAAUAUACAAGAAAAAACAAUUUGACUCAACGCAUUCAGCCAACAAAUUGAACUGACAAUCAAUCGCAAUAAGACAGAAAUCAUGACCUUUAAUACUGCCUCAUCAUCACCAGUAUGGAUAGAUGAUCAUGUUCUCACCAAUGUGGAAACAUUCACAUACUCGGGCAGCACCAUCAGCCAGGACAGUGGAACAAGCCAGGACAUCUGGAACAAAAUUAAUAAAGCCAGGAACACCUUCAGGAGCUUAAAUACAGUCUCAGAGUAGCAGCCGUGUUAGUCUGUAUCUGCAAAAAGAAAAGGAGGACUCGUGGCACCUUAGAGACCACACCACACGAUCCAUUGUCUACAGCCAAGCUCUACAAUACAACCGCAUUUGCUCCAACCCCUCAGACAGAGACAAACACCUACAAGAUCUCUAUCAAGCAUUCUUACAACUACAAUACCCACCUGCGGAAGUGAAGAAGCGGACUGACAGAGCCAGAAGAGUACCCAGAAGUCACCUACUACAGGACAGGCCCAACAAAGAAAAGAACAGAACGCCACUCGCCAUCACCUUCAACCCCCAACUAAAACCUCUCCAAUGCAUCAUCAAGGAUCUACAACCUAUCCUGAAGGACAACCCAUCACUCUCACAGAUCUUGGGAGACAGGCCAGUCCUUGAUUACAGACAGCCCCCCAACCUGAAGCAAAUACUCAUCAGCAACCACACACCACUCAACAAAAACACUAACCCAGGAACCUAUCCUUGCAACAAAGCCCAUUGCCAACUGCGUCCACAUAGCUAUUCAGGGGACACCAUCAUAGGGCCUAAUCACAUCAGCCACACUAUCAGAGGCUUGUUCACCUGCACAUCUACAAAUGUGAUAUAUGCCAUCAUGUGACAGCAAUGCCCCUUUGCCAUGUUCAUUGGCCAAACUGGACAGUCUCUACGUAAAAGAAUAAAUGGGAAACAAGUCAGACAUCAAGAAUUAUAACAUUCAGAAACCAGUUGGAGAACACUUCAAUCUCUUUGGUCACUCGAUUACAGACCUAAAAGUUGCAAUUCUUCAACAAAAAACCUUCAGAAACAGACUCCAACAAGAGACUGCUGAAUUGGAAUUAAUUUGCCAACUGGAUACAAUUAACUUAGGCUUGAAUAAAGACUGGGAGUGGAUGGGUCAUUACACAAAGUAAAACUAUUUCCCCAUGUUUAUUCCGCCUCCUCCCCCCGCUGUUCCUGUCAACUGCUGGAAAUGGCCCACCUUGAUUAUCACUACAAAAGGUUCCUCUCCCCACCCCCCCUCUCCUGCUGGCAAUAGCUCACCUUAAGUGAUCACUUUCAUUACAGUGUGUAUGGUAACACCCAUUGUUUCAUGUUCUCUGUGUAUAUAAAUCUCCCCAUUGUAUUUUCCACUGAACGCAUCCGAUGAAGUGAGCUGUAGCUCACAAAAGCUUAUGCUCAAAUAAAUUUGUUAGUCUCUAAGGUGCCACAAGUCCUCCUUUUCUUUUUGUAAAUACAGUCUGGAAAGCAUCAAAAUACAAAACCAAAACCAAACUAAAGAUUUAUCAGAGCUGUGUACUUUCAACACUACUUUAUAGUGCAGAAUGCUGGGGAAUGAGAAAGUAUGACAUGUCCAAACUCUCUUCAUUCCAUACAACCUGCCUCAGAAAAAUCCUCCAUAUCUUUUGGCCUAGAACAAUCUCAAACCAAGAUCUAUUGGCACAGUGCAGCCAAGAGGAUCGGAGCACCAUCAUUGCCAGGAGACGCUGGAGAUAGAUUGGUCAUGUGCUUCGGAUGGAAACUGAUAUCACCAGAGUAGCAAUCAGAUGGACACCUAAAGGCAAGAGAAAAUGAGGCUGCCUGAAAACAACAUGGCGAAGAGCUGUGGAAGCUGAGCUGAAAAACCUGUGGCACGGCUAGGGAACCACUGAAAGACUUGCCAGAAACAGACAGGAGUGGAGGAAACGCCAGAGGCGUAAUAGGAACAUGAUGAGUAUGACGACCAUCAUAAUAUAUGAGCAUCAAAAUCAGGAUUUAUUCUUGCAUAUAGGACUCCAUAAUGGACCCUGCUUCUGCCAUCCCCAAUUUUGGUCACUAAAGUUGGAUUUUUAAAAACGUACAGUAUACAGAUGUGACCAGUUUUGCUGUAGCUCAGACACUAAAACAUAACCCAGUAGAAUAAUAAAGAAAUAUAAGUUCAAAUAAUAGAAAAAUAACCAUAACAUUUCAAUGUCAACUAGCCUAUUGUGUAAGGACAAACAAUAUUAGUUGCUUAAUCCUUAAAAGGAAAAAGAAAGUUGAGCUAAGUUAGAACUCAAGAAAGUCUUAACUCUGAAAAACUAGUCAAAGUACAGGGAUGGGCUAGGCAACUUUCCCCACAUUGCUCCAUAAACUCAAAGUAUAACUAAUCGAACAUUCUGGCUAGUCUUCUCCUAGGCCUUUCUUCACCAGAACUUUCAACUGUCUUUGUGCAGUUUUGUGAGACCAGAGAACCUGAGUCGCUCAGAAAAGGCUAGGAUUGAUUGUUUCUAUUUUUAAAAAGGCAGUUUUUAGUUUACUACUACUAAUAGAGAGAUUGGUAUAACUACCAAUCUUUGAAACCAGAUCUUUAUUCAUUAGGAAGUUAUCUAGUCUGUUUAUUCUUUACUUGAAGUUGUGAUCUGUACUUAACAGGCAGCUGUUCAAUCAUAAAAACAAAAUUAUGACUUCAUAUGAGCAAUAGGCAGUCAGACUACAUGAACUCCUAAGUAAUCACAUACUAUUUUCAUGCCAAUAUCCCUUGUAAUAAAGCCACCAACCCAGAAUACAUGAUACAGCAGCAGAACUUUUUCCGAAGUUUUCCAUUUUCCAGAGUUAUGAAUAGCACUGAAAGCAUGAUCAUGUAUACAGAUGGUGACACAGACCAUGUCAAAGUGAAGAAGCCUAAAAUAUAACCUUUUAUCAGUUUUCAAAAUGCAUAGAAUUCCUUUUGUGUUCUUUUUAGUCCAAACAAAUGCUUUGGUGAUCUUCAUCUCUGUGAUUAAAACAGUCCUCACAGACCCCACAAUCAAAAAGUCCUAGAGCUAACAAUAGAAUGCACAUACAAAA